Messenger RNA from Parnassius mnemosyne (clouded apollo), 3000 nucleotides. Lineage: Eukaryota; Metazoa; Arthropoda; Insecta; Lepidoptera; Papilionidae. The record is from the annotation of a GenBank genome assembly.
AUGGGCUUCCUGAGCGGUGUCUCAUUCUCCAUAUUCAAAAAGUGUCCGAACCUUUACUUUAAAAGAAGGAUCCACGUGCGGAAAAGACGCACCAGUGAGGGGCCGGGCGCCGGUGCUCGAGUGCUGCGGUCUACGCCCGACUGGACGGACACAGCCAUCAGCGGCGAGCAUCUCUGGUCGCCUACUUCCGUAUCAGGGGACUAUUGCUACAUCGGUGAUAAUGAGUGCCAGAAACAUGGAUCUCGCAUGAAAUGUUCUGCGUGCAAGAUUGUCGCUCACACAGCAUGUAUCGACAUCCUUAUGGACAGGAUGCAGUUUACUUGCAAACCAACAUUCCGUGAUGUGGGCGUACGUCAAUAUCGUGAACAGACCCUCACACAUCAUCACUGGGUUCAUAGACGAUCGGAAAAGGGCAAGUGUAAAGCUUGCGGCAAGUCACUACAAGCGAAGUUAUCCUUCAGCUCGAAAGAAAUUGUAGCAUUAAGUUGCUCAUGGUGCAAAGGUGCAUAUCACAAUAAAGAAAGCUGUUUUAAUCUGCAAAGAAUAGGAGAAGAAUGCUCACUAGGUUCUCAAUCUAAUAUAAUCGUUCCACCAUCAUGGAUUGUAAAACUACCACGACGGGGUAGUUUUAAAUCAUCAUUAAGGAAAUCGCCUAAAAAGAAAAACGUUUCAAAGAAAAAAGCAAAGGAUUCGAAAAGUGAAAAUAAGCCGUUUGUUAUAAAACCAAUACCUACGUCAAAUGUCAAACCAGUCCUUGUCUUCAUAAACCCAAAAAGUGGAGGAAACCAAGGUGUUAAACUAUUACAGAAAUUUCAAUGGCUGCUGAAUCCUCGACAGGUCUUUGAUCUUACUCAAGGAGGACCAGGGCCAGGGUUAGAGAUGUUCCGUAAAGUCCCAAAUCUGCGUGUGUUGGCUUGUGGAGGAGACGGAACGGUGGGCUGGGUCCUGAGCGUGCUAGACCGAAUCGGUUCGCGGCCGGCAGUUGGUGUUUUACCACUAGGAACCGGCAAUGACCUUGCUAGAGCACUCGGUUGGGGUGGGGGCUAUGAAGAUGAGCCGAUAUCAAAAAUAUUGGCAGAUAUUGGGGAAAGUGAUACGGUGCUACUAGACAGGUGGCAACUAACAGUAAAGCCAAAUGAAGACGCGUCUGGCGAGGAUACCAGUAACGCAAAACCUGAACUACCCCUGAAUGUAGUUAAUAACUACUUCUCUUUUGGUGUCGAUGCUCACAUUGCUCUCGAAUUUCACGAAGCUAGAGAGGCUCACCCUGAAAAGUUUAAUUCUCGAAUAAGAAACAAAUUGUUCUAUGGGACUGCUGGUGGUAAGGAUCUAAUGCAGCGCAAGUGGAAGGGUCUGGCAGAGUUCGUAACUAUGGAAUGUGAUGGAAAAGAUCUUACUCACGUACUUCGUGAACAUAAAGUGCAUGCUAUCGUGUUCUUAAAUAUACCAAGCUACGGUGGUGGAACACAUCCUUGGAAUAAAUCAGGAGGCGCACAUGAACCAUCUACGGAAGAUGGCCUGAUAGAAGUCGUAGGCUUAACAACGUAUCAAUUGCCUUUAUUACAAGCUGGGGGCCAUGGUACAUGUAUAACACAGUGUAAAACGGCAAAGAUUGUUACGACAAAAGUAAUACCAAUGCAAGUCGAUGGUGAAGCUUGUCGUUUAGCUCCUUCAGUUAUCACUUUAUCAAUACUUAAUCAAGCUAUUAUGCUGGCGAAGCGUAAACCUGGACGUGUUCUAGCGCCUCAAACGACGUUGGACAAGCUUACACUCACUGUGAAUCUCAUAAAAAUGGCAGAUUACGAAAGGCAUCAUUAUGACAAAGAAUUGCUCGCAAAUACAGCGGAACGAAUUGGUACUUUGGAAGUUAAUCCCUCGGCUGACUUGGAGCAAAUGCGAACUCUCAUUCAAAAUAUGAUCAAAGAAUCUCAAGCAUACUCAAACUUUGUCGAAUGGUGGUUUGUUGACUCUGUAACAGCAGAACGUUUCUUUCGAAUUGACAAGGCUCAGGAGAAUCUCCAUUACGCUACGGAUAUUGGACACGAGAACAUUUACAUUUUGGAUGCUGCACCACAAACGCCUGACACCGAAACAACUGUUCACCCAGAAACCACGGCCACACCGUCCUUCGACCGUACCGGUCCAUCAGUUUCUCUCGACACCACAACAGGACUUUCCGUAUCAUUGGAUAUAUCUCAAAGCGUCGAUACGCCGAGUGCUGGUGUUUCUCUGGAUGUACCUGAAUCGCAUGCGAGUGAAUCCGGCUUGGGCAGUCCAGCCAGAACAUCAGAAGAGCUACAUACCCCUCAAACCCCUCCAUCUGCUGCUGCUACUGCUCCAUCUUCGCCGGCACUUACAGCUCCGAAGAUAUCCAUAUCGGCUUCUUCAAAAGGGCCAGUUUCGCGAUCGAUCACUCCCAAAUUAUACGCACAGGAAUUGAACUCUCCCCCUUUGUGUACCAGUCCACCUGCGAAAGAAAACGAAGCAACUCACGAUUCUGUAGCAAGAUUUAAGACCAUUCACGAAAAACUGUUUGGACUUGAUCAAGAAGUGUUUGACUAUAGAAAUUUAUUAGAAAAGACGUCUGAUGCUCUUCUCAAGGCCGCUAAAACAAACGAUUUAAAAACGGUAAAGGAUCUUCAUGCGGCGGGUUAUUCUCUUCUGUCGAUUGACGCAAGUGGCCAAACCGCGCUACAUAUUGCCGCACGACACGGAAACAAGGAAAUAGUGAAAUACCUUAUCGCAUGUGCACCAACGUCUAUAUUAAAUAUGCGUGACAACGAGCGCGGACAAACAGCCUUGCACAUGGCAGCGGCAAAUAAAAAACGAGCAGUAUGCUGUAUGCUUGUUGCUGGAGGUGCUUCCUUAACGCGACAAGACCAUGCGGGUCUUACGCCGAGAUCUCUUGCACUUCGCGCCGAAGACCACGAUUUAGCGGCCUAUUUAGAAAGCCAAGAGCAUUUUCAACUAGUUUCGGAAGAUUUGGAAACGGCUGUUUGA